Messenger RNA from Lucilia sericata (common green bottle fly), 465 nucleotides. RefSeq lists its product as uncharacterized. NCBI's taxonomy places the organism in Eukaryota, Metazoa, Arthropoda, Insecta, Diptera, Calliphoridae. The record is from RefSeq and is a predicted model, not a curated record. Gene Ontology annotation, biological process: sleep; positive regulation of voltage-gated potassium channel activity; regulation of synaptic transmission, cholinergic.
GUUCAGCUAUUAAAUGUUUUGUCUGCAACAGUCAUAAAGAUGAAUGUGCAUUAGACAUGCCACCCGAUAGUCUACUCAAAGACUGUCAAGAGGAUUAUUCAUCACGGGGUCGUGGCAUCUCAACAUAUUGUCGUAAAAUCACACAAAUUAUUGAGUUUUCAGUAAACAAUUUACCCCCCGAUAGCCGUGUCAUACGUACCUGUGGUUUCCAAAAUCAAACUACCAACAUUUGCUAUCAACGCGCUGGCUUUGGUGGCCGUCAAGUUGUCUGCUCCUGUGAUACCGAUAAUUGUAAUGCUGCCUCCGGUCUGGGCGUGUCAUCGGUAGCCAUGGCUACAUCAUUAUUUGCUGCUGUAGCUUUAUUGCUGAAAAAAUUUGUUUAAUUUCGUUUUUAUUUGAAAUUUUCAUAAAUAUUAAUUUUAAAUUUAAUUAGUGAUUUUUAUAAUUGUUAUGAUUUUGUUUUUU